CGAGUGCCAGUCGAUGCCUCUCGUCCCAUGCAUUCGCCAGUUGUGCUUGUGAUUAUAUAUGUAAUAAUUUUAAAACAGGAUUUAUAAAUAAUAUAAGUAGUUAAAAUGGUGGAGAGAAAAGAUAGUCGUGAAAUCGUGACGAUUUUAAUAUUGUGCAUUAUGUGGUAUAUCGUGUCUAGUAGUAACAAUGUUGUGGGAAAGUUGUUGCUGUCAGAAUUUCCGUAUCCUAUGACAGUUACGAUGGUGCAGUUAACCUCAAUCACAACACUUAGUGGACCUUUUUUUAAUAUGUGGGGAGUGAGAAAGAGCAAGUCGGAUAUAUCGUGGGGAUAUUAUUUGAGGCUGAUAGUACCACUUGCCCUGGGCAAAUUUCUGGCCAAUGUCUUCAGCCACGUCAGCAUUUGGAAGGUGCCUGUAUCGUACGCACAUACUGUGAAGGCUACGAUGCCCCUCUUCACAGUAUUCCUGUCCAGGAUAAUUCUACGUGAGAAGCAAACGUGCAAGGUUUACCUCAGCCUUGUGCCAAUUGUCGGGGGUGUUGCCAUUGCGACAUUAACUGAACUCAGUUUUAAUGUAAUUGGAUUGGUCAGCGCCCUAGCAUCCACAAUGGCAUUUUCAUUGCAGAAUAUCUACUCUAAGAAGGUCCUGUGCGACACUGGUAUCCAUCACCUUCGCCUCCUUUUCAUCCUCGGUCGUCUCGCCCUUUUCCUAUUCCUCCCAGUGUGGCUCGCCUACGACCUGAGGACUUUGAUAAGCGAAUCCGUGACUCACUCCAUCAGCUCCAAGGUAAUAGGCCUUCUAAUUCUCGAUGGUGUCCUCAACUGGCUCCAAAACAUCAUAGCCUUCUCCGUAAUGUCCAUCGUUACACCACUGACUUAUGCUGUUGCUAAUGCCAGCAAGAGAAUAUUCGUCAUCGCAGUGACGUUAUUCAUCCUAGGCAAUCCUGUCACUGGUCUCAACAUAUUUGGCAUGACACUGGCCAUUAUCGGUGUUUUUUGCUACAACAAAGCUAAGUACGAUCAGAGACAAGCAGCCAAAAAGGAAUCACUGUUGCCUAGUUACUCCAAUGUUCUUGAUGUCAAGAAAAACGGAAGUGCUUUUCAUGUUAAUGGCUGGACUCCACAGACACAUCGAUUAUUCGCCGUCUAGUCUUCAAUUUAGAUAGAUAUGUUUCAAUUAUUGAUCAAUUUUCAAUUUUUUUUUCAUUGAUGGAAAAACUUGGAGACAUGAUUUGAAGGACUUUUAUUGAGGGGCGGGUUAUUUUUCCAAUGGAAAUUUCAUGUCCUGUGAUGCUUCCACCUUGAAUCAAUUAUUUCCUAGAUAAAUCGUUAAUUAAUAAAAAUGUUGAAUUCGACUUAUCUAAUGACGUACAGUCAUUCGAUUUUUUCAUACAGAAAUUUUGUUCUAUGCACAAAUUGUUUAUCAACUGAAAAAAUUGAAUGAAGCAAAUUACCUAGAUUCCUCAUGAAAUAUUCAUAUUCGUUAAUUUUUCUUCGUCAUGUCUACAUGAUUUUUCUAUAAAUUUGACAGUGGACGGAACUCCAGGAAAACGAAUCCAAUAGUGCAAUGAAUUUUUGAGGAUUCUAGUUCUGGAGGCAGAUAACGUCCAGCCUUGUAGAACUAUUUAUUAAUCGUCUGUUAUUUCAUUAUUCUUGCACAAAUUAUGAGAGAGGAACCGUUUGAAAACGCGACUGGUGUCAUAAUGACUCUUUUACGAUGAUCGACGCGUGGUGAAUUAUUUUUCGUGACUUGUUCGUCCCUGGUGGUAAGGAACGCGUUCAUUUUGGAUAGAUAGGUAUUGACGAAAGGACGAGUCAAUUGCGGGCCCAAUUGGCUUGUAGAGUUCGAUAAUGGCCAGAGUGAGAUUAACCCAUUUUUCAGAGGUUGUCGAGGUGUCCCAGAUCCUGACCCAGAGACAUUUGCCUCGGAGUUACUGGUGUACCUUGCAAGUUAAAGGAGAAUAUAACAAAUGAGAGAUAAAUGAAUUUUAUAAUUUUACAAAUGGUACUUCCUUGAGUGCUCAUACGAGUAUAGACUUCGUGGCCGGAUGGGCUGAUAACUUUUUUGUGGAAUUUGACCCGGAGGAAACGUUUUUCUUUCGAUAAACACAUGUUUAGUUUCCAAAUAUCUCCAAUCCUCACGUUCUCGGAAUUUAAAAACAGCCCACAAUUUCCUGAUUUUAAAUUGAAACCAAAACAAUGGAAUUCAAUAUUAUUUCCAACAAUAUUUUGAUAAAUUCGUUUUCCUCUUCGUGACGUGGACAGCCAGUCCCCACGUGUCCAUCGGUUUAUAUUUAUAAAAUCGGUGAAAAAUAGAGAGAGAGAUCUCGCUCCAUUCAGUAAUGAAAAUAUUUUAGCAAUUUUUAUUUGUUCCAAGUUUUUGAGGAUGGCAAAAAGGAGUGGUGAAUAAUUCUGGUGCGAAUGAAGUGUGCGGGAGAGUGAUCUAGGUAUAACAACAGAAAAUGUAAAAAUUGAUCUAAUAGUAACAUUUAUUUUUGUAUAAAUAAAAAGAGGUAUACGUAAAAAAAUAAGGAAGAGACGAAGGGCUGGAUGAAAUCACGCCCGAAUAAAGUAUUAUUCAACAUCAA
Fopius arisanus is the source of this 2587-nucleotide messenger RNA. RefSeq names its product solute carrier family 35 member E1 homolog. Gene Ontology annotation, cellular component: Golgi apparatus. Lineage: Eukaryota; Metazoa; Arthropoda; Insecta; Hymenoptera; Braconidae. Bases 106 to 1149 code for a protein of 347 amino acids. Gene Ontology annotation, molecular function: antiporter activity. The record is from RefSeq and is a predicted model, not a curated record. The transcript has 3 exons.